Messenger RNA from Loa loa (African eye worm), 627 nucleotides. Its product is annotated as zinc finger protein. Gene Ontology annotation, biological process: regulation of transcription by RNA polymerase II. The record is from RefSeq and is a predicted model, not a curated record. Lineage: Eukaryota; Metazoa; Nematoda; Chromadorea; Rhabditida; Onchocercidae. The transcript has a single exon. Gene Ontology annotation, molecular function: DNA-binding transcription factor activity; RNA polymerase II cis-regulatory region sequence-specific DNA binding. The coding region runs from base 1 to 627 and encodes 208 amino acids.
AUGGGAAUUCAUAAAUUUGUGGAGCUACAAACAGAACCGUUAGAUUUGUCAAUGCCAAGAAUGAUUGAGAAACGGAUUAAACCAUCAGAUCUAUCAGCGCCAGAGGUAAGUGGGAGGCAAGUAGAACUCAGCGAAAUUGAUCAGAAUGACGCAAGAUCGUUGAACUUACCAGUUCAAGAAGUGAGUAUGGCAAAAACAAGUAUAGCAAUUGACCCGAAAAUAUUAUGGUACGGACCGUUUCAAAAGGGAAUCUCCGGACUGGAAGAACAUAUGAAUGACACAGCUGAUAAGCCGUACAAAUGCGAAACAUCCGGAAAGGGUUUCAAAACGUCAUCGAGUUUGUAUGGCCGUAAGAAGAUUCAUGCCGGUGUGAAGCCGUACAAAUGCAAAACGUGCGGAAAGGGUUCCGCUAACCCAUCGGAUAUGAAGAAACAUGCGAGAAUUCACACAGGUGAUAAACCGCACAAAUGCGAUGCAUGCGGGAAGAAUUUUACUCAGUCAUCGCAACUGAAUCAACAUGCGAGAAUUCACACAGGUGAUAGACCGCACAAAUGCGAAACAUGCGGGAAGAAUUAUAUUCAGUCAUCGCAUCUGAGACGACAUAUGAAGACUCACACAGGUUCUUAA